GUGGAGCUUAUCUUUCUGAAUGUCUGUCCAGAAUUGCUAUUGUUAUAUUGUAAGCACCAUCAUUUGAUCAACGUCAGAUUCCGAGCUGAUCCAAUCCGUUAUUCUUUUGACUGGGUAGACUGUCUAACAUACAUUAUACCUGGAGCAAAAUUCUCAGGUAAAUUUGGUUGGUAUUUCCUUUGUACGAUUGUAGAUUAUCGAUUUUCACUAUAUUUGAUUGAGUCCAACCUGCCAAUGUGGAAGCAAAAGGAUACCGAUCGAAUGCUUGUUGAAAUUGCUAUUGCUGCAACAAUUUUAUUUGCAUUUUUGGCUACAACAAUGAAGCAAUGUUCAAUACGAAUUAAUUUUUUAUUUAUUAUCAUCGUUUCAUCUUCAUUCUACCUUCAUUCACUUCGAUUAGGUGUAAAUCUUUCUAAUCUACCUGCAUUAUUUUACAAACGAAUUUUUGAUGGAACAGAUCAAAGAUAUUAUCUAUUAUUAUUUUACCUGAUAUGUGUCUUUGCAACAUUAAUAUUUUGCAUUAUUGUGAAUCAUUUAUCACAUAGCUCAACUGUACAUCGAAAAUUUUUCCAUCUCACAGUAUCAUUAAUUUGUAUAACUGGUAUUCAGUAUGAUUUUGAAUUUAUUUGGUUAUCUGCUUGGUUAACACUUUGUAUUUUUGUAAUUAUUGAGGUUUUUCGUUCCAAAUGUGUAUCACCAUGGUCAAAGUAUUUAAAUGAUUGGUUGUUAAUUUUUAUCGAUAAACAAGAUUCACCAAAACUUAUUUUAACUCCUAUUUAUCUAAUGGCUGGGAUAUUUUUACCACUUUUCCUUUCACCAAUUGCUAAUAACGAAUAUCGUCAUCUAUAUCAUUUUGCUGGUGUUGCUACCAUUGGUGUGGGUGAUAGUUUAGCAGCAAUUAUUGGCUCAAAAUAUGGACGUUUAUAUUGGCCAAAAUCACAAAAAACAAUGGAAGGAAGUGUUGCAUUUGCUAUUGGCCAAUUUAUUUUUUGCAUUUUAAUAUGUUUGUAUUAUUUAAAAUGUGAUAUUAACAUGUAUCAAUUACUUUGGAUUAUGCUUUCCUCAUUUACAUGUGCCUUUUUUGAGGCUAUACUACCUGCUAUGGAUAAUAUUAUUCUACCUGUGAUAGCUUAUUUAAUUCUUUCUUAA
Brugia malayi is the source of this 1149-nucleotide messenger RNA. RefSeq lists its product as uncharacterized. Gene Ontology annotation, molecular function: dolichol kinase activity. The transcript is spliced from 6 exons. Lineage: Eukaryota; Metazoa; Nematoda; Chromadorea; Rhabditida; Onchocercidae. Gene Ontology annotation, biological process: dolichyl monophosphate biosynthetic process. The annotation marks the transcript as partial. The record is from RefSeq and is a predicted model, not a curated record. Gene Ontology annotation, cellular component: endoplasmic reticulum membrane.